Salvia hispanica is the source of this 1165-nucleotide messenger RNA. Lineage: Eukaryota; Viridiplantae; Streptophyta; Magnoliopsida; Lamiales; Lamiaceae. The record is from RefSeq and is a predicted model, not a curated record.
UCUUGGCACACAUCUCAUAUAUACAUCCCUUAAAAAUAGUGAGGUCAACUCAACCAAAAUAACAAUGGUUUCCGAAUUGAACUUGUCCAAGAAUGUGUGCGUGAUCGGAGCCGGACCGGCUGGUCUAGUCGCAGCCCGGGAGCUGAGGAGGGAGGGCCAUGAAGUGGUGGUCAUUGAACAAAAGCAUGAUGUUGGAGGGCAAUGGCUCUAUGACUCUAAAGUGGAGGAAGAAAACCCUCUAGGCCGAACCCGGUUCUUGAAGGUCCACAGCAGCGUUUACGCCUCGUUGAGGCUGAUCUCGCCUCGUGAAAUCAUGGGGUUCACUGAUUUUCCAUUUCGAGGCAAGAAGGGUAGGGACAUGAGGAGGUUUCCUGGCCAUAAAGAGCUUCUUCUCUACUUGCAAGAUUUCUGUGACUCCUUCGGGUUGAGGGAGCAUAUCCGGUUCAAUACUCAGGUUGAGAAUGUGGAGAUGCUUGACUUCCCUGUUCUUGACAAGGAGCAUUUGAAGUGGGUGGUGAAAAGCAAGGCAGAGAACGAGAAGGAGGUGGAGGAAGUCUAUGACGCGGUGGUUGUAGCCACCGGGCAUUACUCCCACCCUCGGUUGCCUUCAAUCAAAGGAAUGGAUGCAUGGAAGAGAAAACAGAUGCAUAGCCACAUUUACAGAGUUCCACAUCCAUUCAAGAAUGAGGUAGUUGUGGUUGUUGGGAGUUCUUUGAGUGGACAAGACAUCUCAAUGGAGCUUGUCAAUGUGGCAAAGGAGAUCUACCUAAGUUCUAAAUCCCCUGAUGUUUCUCAAGGCCUAUCAAAAGUCAUUGCUAAACAUGAUAAUCUAAACCUCAAACCACAGAUAGAGUCCCUACACGAGGACGGGAAGGUCCUAUUCCGUGAUGGCUCGUGGAUCAUAGCCGACACCAUCAUAUACUGUACCGGGUACUCAUAUUCAUUCCCAUUUCUUGAUACUAAAGGAAUAGUGAGGAUAGAUGAUGACAGAGUGGGACCCCUCUAUGAGCAUACCUUCCCUCCUUCACUAGCACCUUCUCUAUCUUUUAUUGGCAUCCCAAGAAAGAUCAUAGGGUUUCCUUUCUUUGAAUCCCAAGCAAUAUGGAUUGCUCAACUCUUGUCUGGAAAACGGAGUUUGCCAUCGUGGGAAGCUAUGAUGCAAUAA